This is a messenger RNA of Dreissena polymorpha, 3702 nucleotides long. RefSeq lists its product as uncharacterized. The transcript has 9 exons. Bases 362 to 1696 code for a protein of 444 amino acids. NCBI's taxonomy places the organism in Eukaryota, Metazoa, Mollusca, Bivalvia, Myida, Dreissenidae. The record is from RefSeq and is a predicted model, not a curated record.
UUGGAAUGGGACGCUUACUAAGCACAUUUAUGGAUCUUCGUGUUUGACUUGGAAUAAAACUUCCUAUGUAAACUACACCUUUCCCGAUGGUUCUGCCAACGAUGCAAAAGAUAAUUGCAGAGAUCCGGAUGGAUUAGGUACACCUUGGUGCUAUACUAAAGAACGUAGUGAACACCCCGAUUACGCUAAAUGUGACGUUUUUAAUUGUUUGGAUCUGACUGCAAAACACAAUGGCUCGUCUGAAUGCGUCGCAGUCUUCAAGGAUAGACAGGGAUAUACUGGACACCAAUUGCCGUGCAGCACCAAUUUGAGUGUAUUAUACAUAUAUCGUUCAGAUUCCACUCGCAACUAUUACAAAGAAAUGGCUGGCACGUGGAAUGAUGUUCGACACCGCAUUGAACAAUCUUCCUCUUGGUUUCUGUUCCCAAAUAAGUACGAAGAUAUUAACGAGGGUCAUUACAUUUGGACAGGACUUUCGAGAAACACAUCGACAUCGAGGCCGUUUACUGCACCAUCCGACUGUUUCAAGCUACACAAACAAACGCUAGAGGAGGAGACUGACAACUGUAAUCUCGAGCUUCCAUUCAUUUGUCAAAAAGUUCCAGUUAACUGUGGUGAAAGUUUUAUGAAAACCGAAAGUAGUCUCAACUUUACUAUUGAAAGUGGAAGCAACGACAUGAAUUGCGAAUGGAAGAUCGAGGGAUUCGACAACACGUUCAUUCGAAUCGAAAUUUCGUUUGUAAUACCUGCCUGUCAAGAUUGUGAAUGUUUGAAGAUUUACGACGCAUCAACGACCAUUGGACCACCAAAUAAAACAUUAUGCGAGGAUGGACAGCUGACAUUUAAUUCAACCCAACAGGCAAUUACAUUGGCUUAUUCUUCGGAUAUAUCCGUUGAAAGGACAGUACUUCAAGCCAAGUGGAGCUUUGUACCAUGGCCAAGCAAGUCGACAACGUCAACGCCUUUAGGAAGCACGAUAAACUCAAGAACUGGAUCGGAAGAUAUGGCGCCGAACAAAUGGUCUGCGGGUUUGAUUGGAGGCAUUGUCGCCGCUGCCGUGGCGAUUACCGUAUUCGUAAUAGUCUGCAUCGUUGUCAUACGGAGAAGAAAAUCAAGAACGAAACGUGAUGAUGCAAACACGUGUGCAGCAGAGAUGGUGACGUCAAACAACGAAACCGAAAGUUCAGGCGACAUUUACUCGGUAUCAGCUAAGGUCAAUAUUAGAAAAGGAAUGGAUUCCGUGGAAUAUGGUGUCGUAAACAAACGACAAACAAACAGUUCGGUGUCAUCAUCCCGGAAUAUUCCGGUCGAUUCGGAAAGAAAUUCGAAUAUUGCGGAAAAAACAUCGGUGGAUGACACAGGACACACUUAUUUGCACCAUGGUUACAACAGAAUUGAAAAAGUACUCGAGGAAGCUACCGGAGAGGAUAAAUAUAACAGACUGAAUGAAAUAAUGAGUCCGAAUGACGUUAACAAGUCAGACAAUGUCUACAACCAUGUGCAGGGUAUUGACAACGGCAUAUACGAUCACACAGCGGAUGAUUCGGAGGCGCAUGAUAGACGGGCUUCGUAUUCACAUGUAAGGGGGCCAUUCCCUUCAUCAGAAAACCGACAUGAUGUAUACGACCACACAACUGAUGAUUUCGAGACGCCUGAUAGACGGGAUUUGUAUUCACAUGUUAGGGGGCCGAAAUGAUGCAGAAAACAAUAUAUAGAAAAGAUAAAUUGUUGGUUGACGAAGUGUACUACGAGUGUGACUUAAAUCCGAGAUAAGGCAAUUUCGCAUUAUAAAUUGCACGAGUGUAAAAUAUAUGAUGAAGAUGAUGUACUAACAUAGUGCAAACUAGAGUGUUCUCUUUUAAAAAGAUAGAGCUUUAAAAUAGCGGAUAUAAACAUGUGUUACAUAAGUGCAUAUUUAUAUAUUUAUAAACUAUUUCAAUGUGUGGUAAUUGAGAAUAUAACAUGGUUAACUGGAUUCGUACAAACAUUUAAAAGCCCGCUGUACCUACAUAAUUAUUUGGGCUCCGAGUUACUUAAACACCUGAGAUUCAAAGGAACUGAUCUGUUCUGUGCAGCCCAAGAUCAUGAAGAUGUCAUUAGAACAAAUGUUCUAAACAACUUUAAUGACUAGUGAACACCCUGGCAACCACGUUUUUCAACAGACCAGAACCAUUUUCAUACACAUCCAAGAUAUCAUUUAAACAAAUAUUCUGACAAAGUUUCAUGAAGCCAUAUAAGGGCAAAUAGCCUGCCCCCUGGUGGCCAUGUUUUUCAAGCAAUGGAACCAUUUUAAAACUUGUUAGAGAUAUCAUUGGGACAGAUCUUCUGACCAAGUUUCAUGAUGAACAGACAAUACAUGUGGCUUCUAGAGUGUUAACAAUGUUCUACUAUAGCUAUAUAAGGGAAAAUGCCACGACCCCUUGGCAGCCAUGUUUUUCCAUCACGCGGAAGCAUUUUCGAACUCAUCCAAGAUAUCAUUGGGACAAAUUGUCCGGCCAAUUUUCAUGAUGAUCGGACAAUAAUUUAAAUGUGGCCUCUAGAGUGUUAAUAAGAUUUAACUAAAGCAAAAUAUAUCCAUAUUAGGAAAAAUGCAACGCCCCCUGGUGGCAAUGUUUUUGAAGCAACCAAACCAUUUUCGAACUCAUCAAGAUAUAAUUGGGAAAAAUCUUCUUACCAAGUUUUAUGAAGAUCGGAAAAAAAAGUGGCCUCUAGAGCGUUAACAAGGUUUUACUACAGCCAUAUAAGGAAAAAUGCCCCGCCCCUUGGCGGCCAUAUUUUUCAACCAACCGGCAUCAUUUUUGAACUCGUCCAAGAUAUUAUUAGGAUGAAUCUUUUGAUUAAGUUUCAUGACCAUCGGACAAUAAAUGUUGCCUCUUGAGUGUUAACAAGAUUUUGCUGUAGCCAUAUAUACACUGUAGCUAUAUAAGGAAAAAUGCCCGCCCCUUGGCAGCCAUGUUUUUCAAGCAAACGUAACCAUUUUUUUAUCUCAACCAAGAUAUCAUUGAAACCAACUUUCUGACCAAAUUGUAUGAAGAUUGGAAAUAAAUGUGGCCUCUAGAGUGUUAACAAGGUUUUUCUAUAGCCAUAUUAGGAAAAUGCCCCACCCCCUGGCGGCCAUGUUUUUCAACCAACCAGCAUCACUUUUAAACUCGUCCAAUAUAUUAUUGAUAUAAAUCUUCUGACCAAGUUUCAUGAUGAUCGGACAAUGAAUGUGGCCUCUAGAGUGUAAACAAGAUUUUACUAAAAUUACAUAAAGCCAUAUAAGGAAAAAUGCCCCGCCUUCUGGUGGCCAUGUUUUUAAAGCAACCAAAACCAUUUUCAUACUCAUCCAAGAUAUCAUUAGGAAAAAUCUUCUGACCAAGUUUCAUGAAGAUCUGAAAAUAAAUGUGGCCUCUAGAGUGUUAACAAGGCAAAUGUUGACGCCGCACAACGGACUACGCAUGACGGAUAAAAUGCGAUCACUAAAGCACACCAUGAGCACGUUGUGCUCAGGUGAGCUAAAAAUGGUACAAAUAUGCUGUAAAUAUCAAAUAUAUGAGUGUAAAAAUUGUAUUUAUGUAUUUUCUUAUAGUUAAUUUAUAAGUGUUAUAUGCAUAUGGUUAUAUCUAGAAUAUGUAUGCAAUAUUUGAUGUGUAAGGAAAUAUUUUUAAUACAAGUACUCAACAUAAUUACUGUCCUGCCAAUGGAAAUUUAACACCAUAA